AUGUCAGCCUCCUCGGCUGCCAAAGGCAAAGCACGAGCCAUCGAUCCAGAGCUCGACUGCCACAAUGCAGCACCAACCACCGACGCAGGUCUAUCCCGACACAUCAAACCACAACCCAUCCCAUCAACAACCCUACUCAAUAUAGAAUACCCCGGCAUCCUCUCAUACGACUCAUCUUAUUCCCCUCGUUCAUACCCUAGCCUCGACCGCGCGCUAUCCACUUUACAUCCAUCAGCACUACCACCUUUGACAAGUAGCUCCUGUGAAGGGCUCAAUUUCCUUUCGAAGAUCCCGAACGAGGGGGUUAGGCUCGUCGAGUGUCGGCUGGGCGGGUUUGGUGAUCAGAACAAGGCAGGGGGAUCUUCUUCGAGUGCGAGUGCGGGAAGGAUCGACGAUGUGUACAGAGCACCGUUGAUCGGGGAGGCUGUUCCGACGAAUAAUGUUGUUAUUAGGGUUGUUAAGCGGGUCUGGAGGCAGAAGAAGCGGAAGCGAGCAUCUUUUUGCUCCCCCUCCCCACGGACUGCAGGACUUCAGCAGGACGUUAUGGCUCUCGAUCCAGCACUCUUUGCCGAUACCGAAGCUUCUCCAGCCGAGCAGCCAGCAAACGGCCACAUCGACCCUCCAAGCAAGCAGGAUCGCUAUACAGGUGGAAUCAAGAAAGAGUACUGCAUCGAAAUUCUCGGUCUAGCCACCAACACAGUGCGGUUCCGAAGUAUGGCAGACUUUGCUUUUCAGCCUUCCAUCUCCACCUCCUCUACCUCUGAUCCUGGAGCGGUACAGCAACUCGAUCCAGUAAUGUCCCUCCACAAAGCUCUGGCGACAAUGGAUCUCGAAGCGUUCCAAAACUUUCGUGUUCCUGCACAACUCGAAGACUAUCAAAUCCCAGAUCCCCCCACCGGUCAACUUAGGAGCAACCUACACAUGGUCCCUCCAGCCUUCUUCAGCCGCAUGGACGUACCUUUCAAUUAUGGGUUUCAACAAACUCCAUAUAGCGAAUUACGAACCGUCGCCGCGCCUCCGCAUCUCCGCAAACCUCCAGGCGCUACAUCCUUCGCACAUGCACUCAAACGAGACGAUCUUGCACCAGGCCAAAUGCAACGUUUCGUUAACCGCGUAAGACUAUCCAACAUCGCUCCUCAACCUUUCAGGCCUGGUAGGGAUACCAAGAUCCCAACUAAAGCGAUGCAAGAUGUGAUUAGGAUCGAACAUCGAUGUGAUCCCGCUGUACUCGCUCGGCUGAAGGAGUUGCUGAAUGAAAGACCGAUUUGGUCGCGAGUAGCGCUGAAGAAUCAACUCAGCGAUGCGGAAGUGAGGGAGUUACACGGGUAUAACGAGAAGGUUUACUAUGCGCUGGUGGGGUAUUCGAUGGUUGGUGGACCUUGGAGAGAUGCGAUUGUGAGGUUUGGGUACGAUGUAAGGAAGAAUGCAGAUAGUAGGAUUUAUCAGAGGAUUUUUCUUCGUGGGGGGCCAGCGACUCGCGAAUCCAGGCUCAACCAGCAAGGCGGGGCAGAUAAAGAAGAAGAUCAGGGUGAAGAAGACGACGCAGACGAACAACCCCCUCCACGUUCCAGCACCGUCCCUAUCCCAGGCAAGGAGAGAGCGAGAAACACACACAUCUUCGACGGAGUCACUCUCCAUCGCAACAUCGGCAAUUUUCAUUUGUGCGAUAUCGAAGAUCCCCUCAUCAUGCCGUUUAUUUGGCGAGGCAAUGAUGAGGAUCUGCCCGCAGAAUCGGUGCUACCGGAGAACGGGAUGCAGUUGGAACCGAUGGGGAUAGAGUGGUUGAGAAAAACAUGGGAUGCCGAAACGGGAUGGUAUACGAAGAGGGCGUUGGAGUUGAUCCGUGCGUUACUGGGGGCGAGGUUUAAGGCGUUAGCUGAGACAGGGAGGGCGUUGGAAAAGGAAGCUGUGGAUGGGAUUGUGGGGAGAUUGAGGAGGAGGUGGAGUGAGGAAGAUCUAGCAAUGGCGGACAGUAGAGGAGAAGGGGAAGUGGAUGGUAUGGAGGAGAAUGCGGGUGCUGGGGCAGGAAUGGGGUUGCCUACUGAUCCUGCUUUCACGUAA
This is a messenger RNA of Ustilago hordei, 2061 nucleotides long. RefSeq lists its product as uncharacterized. Gene Ontology annotation, biological process: transcription initiation at RNA polymerase III promoter. The record is from RefSeq and is a predicted model, not a curated record. Lineage: Eukaryota; Fungi; Basidiomycota; Ustilaginomycetes; Ustilaginales; Ustilaginaceae. The transcript has a single exon. Bases 1 to 2061 code for a protein of 686 amino acids. Gene Ontology annotation, cellular component: transcription factor TFIIIC complex.